This is a messenger RNA of Oryza sativa Japonica Group (Japanese rice), 1377 nucleotides long. Its product is annotated as protein PTST, chloroplastic. The record is from RefSeq and is a predicted model, not a curated record. Lineage: Eukaryota; Viridiplantae; Streptophyta; Magnoliopsida; Poales; Poaceae.
GGAAAACCUGUGGCCGCGAGCGCAAGAGCACAAGAGUGCACGAAGACGAGACGAGAGCGAGCUGUUCAUCCUCCCACUCCACCUCGGAGCUGAGCUCUGCUUCUCUCCCGAUCUCUCCACCCACCGCAGCAGCAUCCUUUCGACCUCUCUAGGGUUCCAGCCUCGAGUUGGCCUCGUCCCCCCCCCCCCCCCCCCACAUUCGCUGCGAGGUUUGGGAUUCUCUUCCGGAUUGGAUUGGUGGAGUGGCAGGGAAUUGUUAGUUCUGGUGUGGUUUGUGGUUAAGAGAAGGGGGAAAUAGCUAUGGAGUGUCUGACCACAAGUUUUACUAGGAAUCCGGGAAGGGAGUAUAAUCUCAUAUGUCCGAGCGAAGCUCUGUCUGAAAAACAAAGGAUUCAAAGAAGGGUUCUAUGCUAUUUUCCAGCUUCCACAAACUCAAGACGAUGUCGCAAGUUCACAACUAUGGCAUAUCCUGUUAGCCCAAUAGCUGGCAGACGUUCAAAUUGGAGAUCUUUUGCUGCAAGUCUGAAUUUGGAAGAUGGUCCUGCAUCCUCUGACUCAACAUCAUCCCCUUCAGAGCAAACUAGUGAUGGUGGUGAAGUUUAUGGUGACCCUUCUGAAAAUCUGAAUUCUCGGAAACUUAAAUCUGACGAGUUGAAAUCUCUUUUGGCUGAUUCAGAACGAUCUAAGCUUUUGAAAAAGCUUAGUGAAGCAAACCAAUACAACCGGUUCCUCAAGAGACAGUUGCAAAUGAAGGAUAAUGACGUUGUGAAGUUCAAGAGUGAACUUGCCGUUAUGGAACUUGAACUGCAGGCUCUGGUUGCCCUAGCUGAAGAGAUUGCUAAUUUUGAUGUUCCAUCUGGGUCUAGGAAGAUAAAUGGAAAAUAUAUCCAGUCACAUCUUCUCACCAGAUUAGAAGCUGUUCAUGAUAAGGUUAUGGAACAAAUUAAGGAUGUAGACUCUUUAAAGCACCAAGAAAUUUCUGUCUUCUGGGUUGGCAUUGCUGAGAAUGUACAAAUUAUGGGCUCCUUCGAUGGCUGGUCCCAGGGAGAGGCAAUGUCCAUGGAGUAUUCAGGUUACCAAGCAAGAUUCUCUGCAACUCUGAAUCUUAGACCUGGGAGGUAUGAGAUCAAAUUCUUGGUUGAUGGAGAGUGGAGGCUGUCACUGGAGUACCCAAUUGAUGGCGAAGGUUCAAUGCAGAACAAUAUACUUGUUGUAAAUUAAUGUAGAUAUCUGUUGGCUCCUAGUUUGCCAUAGUUGUAACUUGCAGCUAUAAAACCUAGCGCAAGAUUGAACUGUACUCGAUUGCUAUCAUGCAUCCGAUUUGCAAAAUUUCACUUUACCAUGAAAUGCAAGGCCUUUUUUUCCUGGUUGGAUGUA